AUGGCUAUCAACGAUGCUCUUCAGGCCAAUGGCUCCCCCGCGUCACCUGUGCCCAAGCGGCUUUUGCUCGUCAGCGUGCCCCGCACUGCGUCCAAUCUGCUCUUGAAGGUUUUGAAUAUCUCCAAACAGCCACAGCUGCUCACCAACCAAAGAAGCGGCUAUUUCUUCUACCCAGCCUUCUCUGCUGCUGCCCAGGAUGGUAUCUUGGGCAAGGAGCCGGGCAAUUGGAGCUCUGACGAGAAACAACGAUACAAGGCUAGUAACCAGGCAUGUCUAAAUGCAUUGGAGGAUUAUUCGACACGGGCGGAGGAAGAGAAAAAGGCCAUGUUCGUCAAGGAGCAUGCAUUCUGGUUCUUCAACCCAGCCGCCCAACACAAGUUGAUGACCGGCCAAGAGUAUCCUGAAUUUUUCGAAGAAAUGCGAGUCGACAUCGCCGACAAGUAUGGUCCGACACAAACAUACUCCAAGUCCAACGAGACUUUCUUCUCCGACGAGUACCUUCGUAGUUGGCAGAUGGCCUUCAUCAUCCGCCACCCAGCCCUUGCUUGGCCUUCCAUGUACCGCGCCAUGCAAAAAAUCGCGGCAGAAGGAUUCAUGGACGAGGAUGGCGUAAAGGGCUCCUCAUUGACCAACAUGAGCUUCCGCUGGAGUCGUCUGAUGUAUGACUGGUGCUUGGAGCAACCCGAUGUCCCGACUCCACCUCCGGUUGUGGACGCCCACGAUCUCAUACAUAGUCCGGAGAUUGUCCUCAAGCUCUGUGACCAGACUGGGCUCGACAAGGAGUCUCUACAAUUUGAAUGGUGCGGCAACGAUCACAAAAAGUCACAGAACUGGGCUGCGCCCAAUGAGGUCGCCAAUGAGAAGGAGCUGGCCAUGCAUAGGCGGGCCGCCUCUAUCAUGCUGUCCACCCUGGAAGCUUCCAACGGCAUUGUCCUUGACAAGGCACCGGACCAUGUCGAUAUCGCGGCGGAAGCUGUGAAGUGGAAGGCCGAGUUUGGUGAGGAGGUCGCUGGACUCAUCGAGAAGGCCGUCUGGGACUCAAUGCCAGAUUACGAGUACCUGAAGGCCCGACGCCUCACAGCCUAA
Messenger RNA from Penicillium subrubescens, 1086 nucleotides. RefSeq lists its product as uncharacterized. NCBI's taxonomy places the organism in Eukaryota, Fungi, Ascomycota, Eurotiomycetes, Eurotiales, Aspergillaceae. Bases 1 to 1086 code for a protein of 361 amino acids. The transcript has a single exon. The record is from RefSeq and is a predicted model, not a curated record.